Molecule: messenger RNA, 589 nt
Organism: Hevea brasiliensis (rubber tree)
Lineage: Eukaryota; Viridiplantae; Streptophyta; Magnoliopsida; Malpighiales; Euphorbiaceae
Product: cysteine-rich and transmembrane domain-containing protein WIH2
Exons: 3
Coding region: 138-440 (100 amino acids)
Source: RefSeq, a predicted model, not a curated record
UUGGCCACUUCUAUAUACUGAAAAAGUUGGUGGGAAUUGGGAAACUUCCUGCUAACCUUACCGCUACACUCUGUUAAUAGGCUCAAAUUUCUCCAUAAGCUAGUUAAGAGUUUCUUUAGGCUUUCAAUCUCACCCAAAUGAGCUACCAGCGUCUUGACUACCCUCCACCUCCACCUCCACCUCCACCAGGGCCUCCACCUCCAUAUCCUCCGCCAGGCUAUCCACCUCCAGGCUAUCCACCUCCACCGCCACCACCGCCAGGGGCCCCUUAUCCCCCACCACCUCCGCCUGGUUAUCAAGAAUACUUCUAUGAAGGCUACCCUCCACAUCCUCCACCUUCCAUGGAGAACCGCCAAGAGGACACUGGUUGUUCUUCUUUUCUGAAGGGAUGUUUGGCUGCACUUUGUUGCUGCUGUCUGUUGGAAGAGUGCUUCCUCUAAGCCAUGUUCUGCCUCUAAACAAAUACAUUAUAUCUCAACAUUAGAUAAUUCUGCUUCUAUUGCAGACUGUUAUCUUCACAGUUCUUAACAUGUUAUCCAUCGUAUGAAAUAUGAAUCUUUAUAUUUAUGGAUGAACCGUUUGUGUCGAA